Messenger RNA from Balaenoptera musculus (blue whale), 1516 nucleotides. It is a transcript of the gene PIGY, whose product is annotated as phosphatidylinositol glycan anchor biosynthesis class Y. The record is from RefSeq and is a predicted model, not a curated record. The transcript has a single exon. The coding region runs from base 39 to 254 and encodes 71 amino acids. NCBI's taxonomy places the organism in Eukaryota, Metazoa, Chordata, Mammalia, Artiodactyla, Balaenopteridae.
AAAAAGUCAGAGUGGCGGGUAAUCAGUGGAGGGGAAGAAUGUUUCUGUCUCUUCCUACGUUGACUGUCCUUAUUCCGCUGGUCUCGUUAGCAGGGCUGUUAUACUCGGCCUCCGUGGAAGAAAACUUCCCGCAGGGCUGCACUAGCACAACCAGCCUGUGCUUUUACAGUCUGCUCUUGCCGGUCACCAUACCCGUGUAUGUGUUCUUCCACCUUUGGACUUGGAUGGGUAUUAAACUCUUCAGGCAUAAUUAAUACAACCAGAGCCAAGACGGUAUAUCCUAAGGAUAGGCUUGAGUGUCUGCCUCUGAAAGCUCAACUACGUGGAAAUACUGGACACCCACUUAACGUGCAAGAAAGAUGCUUUGCCUAGCUUCUGUCAGAGGUUUAGGAUUAGGGGAGGCUUAAGCUGCAGAGGCUUCUGUAUUGUACUUUGGUUCUGCCCUUGUUUUUUGAAGGUUCUUAUUUAUACCUGGGGUAUCAGGAGAAACAUUUCAACAGAGUGUCUUGUUGGAAAUUAAUAGCCCCAGCCAUCAUCUGAUGACUUUAUGUCUUAUCCCAUUCAUAAUUAAAAGUUACUAAUUUGAAAUCUUAUAUGUUUAUUUUACAUUCAGAGUCUGGUAAAGUCACAUGUUAAGGAUGACUGAAAUAAUUCCAGAGGAGCUCUGUUGAGGUAGUUGUAGAGAAAUGGAUUUGAACUAAUGUGGUAUAAAACUGUAAUAAAAUGGAAACUUCAUGUAUUUGCCAAAAUUCUGAGUUUGUAAAAUUACCUUCAUUUCUUUGGCAUCACAUGCUUACAUUAAUAAUAAAAUAAGCUAUUGACAUUUUCCAUAAAACAAUUUGUAGUUUUGUGGGGUUUUUAUCCCCCUUUGGUCACUAGAGUGUGAUUCUAAGGAAGAGAAAAUGUAAAAUAUUCUAAAUUUUAAACUUAGAAUAUUUAGAGAGACACAUAAUAGCCAAAAUAGAAUAAUUUCCCAGGAAAGUAUGUGCCUCUGGAGGUAGAAGUGGGGUUGAAAGGUUUGCAAAUAGCUAAUUGUGUCCUAUUGAGGGCUACGUUUUGAGGCACAUUUCAGUUUAUUUUCCUGCCACAGGAGACCUAUUUUAAAUAGCACUACUAAGGGCAUGAGCAUUUUACACAUUAAUAGUUCCUGAUUUUCCAGAACUUUCAACAAGAUUGAUUAGUACAAUAACUCUUUCAGAAGUGUAACAUAAAUAUUUCAGUAGUUACCCUAAAGAAACCUAAGAACUGAAUAUAACCUUAACUGAUUCUUAAUAGAACCUUCAAGUAGUUUAACAGAACCUUUAGAUAGUGAUUCUUCCCCUUCAAAAGACAAAACGAGGUUGGAUGUGUUUUCUGUUGCAUUAAUUCAAUGUAUAUACUGUAGUACAAGUCAUGUUUUAAAAACUACUCUAUGGCAAGGACUUCCCUGGUGGCACAGUGGUUAAGAAUCCGCCUGCCAAUGAAGGGGACACGGGUUCGAGCCCUGGUCCGGGAAGAUCCCACACCCCGCGGGGCA